GUAUAACGUUAUUAUUACACCAAAAACACCACCUUAUUUAUUUAUUGUGAGAUUUUUGGAUGGUUAGCUGAGUAAUCAAGCCCCGACGAUAGUGGAUAUCCAUAAGGCUAGUUCAUUAUGUGACCCCAACUAGCCCUGCUAUCUGUAGCCCUAAAGUACAGGACAACAAUAGCGCUGUGCUCCGAGCUGCGACAACAGCGCUGUGCUCUGAGCUGCGACACUUGACUCGAGCCAAGGGACUUCGGUCAGUCAGUCGAUUAGACCGCACUCCACCGACCGUACGCACCUGUGACAGGUCUGUGAAGCACUGAUGUAGGCUCCCCGGUGUGCAAGGAAUGGACCAAGACCAUGGCAAAUUGUAAUCCACUUAGAUCACCGUCCUCCACCCUCAGUGAGGUCAACCUGGGACCCUCGGCAAACCCACAUGCCAAGCCCACUGACUUUGACUUCUUGGCUGUUAUUGGAAAAGGGACCUAUGGGAAGGUCCUGCUCGCCAAGCUCAAAGCUGACAACAAAUUCUAUGCGGUCAAAGUUUUACAGAAGAAAGUCAUCCUGAAGAAAAAGGAGCAAAAGAACAUCAUGGCAGAGAGGAACGUGCUGCUGAAGAGCCUGAAGCACCCUUUCCUGGUGGGCCUCCACUACUCCUUCCAGACCCCAGAGAAGCUCUACUUUGUCCUGGACUAUGUCAACGGGGGAGAGAUCUUCUUCCACCUGCAGAGGGAGCGGUGCUUCUUGGAGCCGAGGGCUCGGUUCUACGCUGCUGAGGUAGCCAGUGCCAUCGGCUACCUUCACUCCCUCAACAUCGUUUACAGAGAUCUGAAGCCAGAGAAUAUUCUCUUAGACUCUCAGGGCCACGUGGUGCUUACGGACUUUGGGCUGUGUAAAGAGGGAGUGGAGCCGGAUACCACCACGUCCACUUUCUGUGGAACCCCUGAGUAUUUGGCCCCUGAGAUUCUGCGUAAGGAGCCCUAUGACCGCACUGUGGACUGGUGGUGUCUAGGAGCUGUGCUCUAUGAGAUGAUCUAUAGUCUUCCUCCUUUUUACAGCCGGGACAUGUCUGAGCUGUAUGAUGGUAUCCUGCACAAGCCUCUGCCUCUGCCCCCAGGGAAGUCAGACGCUGUCUGUAGUCUGCUCCAGAGCCUCCUGCAGAAGGACCAGCACUGCAGGCUGGGAGCCAUCGACGACUUUUUAGAAAUCAAGAACCAUGUGUUCUUCUCCCCGAUUAACUGGGAUGACCUGUACCACAAGCGGAUCACUCCUCCGUACUACCCCAAUGUGAAAGGGCCAGCGGACACGCAGCACAUAGACCCAGAGUUCACCAGAGAGAUGGUGCCUAACUCGGUGGGCCGCACCCCUGAGCUGAACGCCAGCACCAGCAGCAGCAACGCCUUCAAUGGCUUCUCCUACGUCUGUGGUGAAGAAGACAGCUUCCUCUAAGACAGGGAAGAAGGUCCCUCACAGCACAACCACUGCCUGAGCUCGAGGUAGAAGUAGAAGUUACCCCUAACCACAUAUCUAGGAUUCAAUUCCUCAACCCCAAAUCCUAACCUUAACCUCUAAGUCAGGAGGUGAAAAAGAUAUUUGGCCCUUGAUCAGUUAGUGGCAACCUCGAUCAACUUCAUUGGCCACAGCUAUAGAAAUGGAGCACAUUGAACAGAAUGCAUUUUUGUGUAGGCUAUGCGCAGUGCAUGCCACGUCUGUUCAUCUAGACCUCAUUAGAACAGGCAGACGCAGCAGGCACUAAUGAUAUCUGUGAAACUCUAGUCGAAACCAUAUUUCUGCUCUUAAAGUGCUGUUUUUAAUACAAACACGGUGGACCUUCCAAACAUUUGUUAUUUUAAAUGAAAUGUGAUGAUUGUCCAACAAUACAUUAUUGAUUUGAAAACAUGCUGUUUCUGUUAUCACUGACUUUGUGUAGAUUAGAUUAGAGGCUUGACUCUAUUGUUGCAUCCAGGCAUGCUUAAAGGGAUAGCUCACUCAAAUUACAAAUUUCCUUUCCCUGUCAGUAGUCUAUAGAAAAGGUUUGACGGCAAUUCUAGAUGAUUUGAACAUGCGUGGAAAAUGUGCGUAUCAGUACCAUGACUUGAAUGGGAUUUGUGCCACAAAUGCCACAAAGUCAUGGUACCGAUAUAAGCAAUCUAUGGAAAAGGUAUGACAGCAAUCGAUGCUUUGGUUUUAUUUCCCUGGCACUGUUUCUAAAUGUACAAAAGCUGAAGAACAUCCUCACAUACAGGUAUUGUUUUUGCCACUGCUUGGAGUUAAAGGGAAACUCGUGAAAAAUGUAAACACUGCACACUGCUGUUCAACCCUUAGGUCUGUUCCACAAAUGCUAAAACCUUAGCAUUUAGAAACAUUUCCAGGGGAAAUAAAACCAAAGCACAGAUUGCUGUUAUACCAUAGACUGCUUACAGGGUAAGGAAACCAACGUGUUAUUUUGUAAUGUGGGGGAGCUAUCCCUUUAACAGCAACAUAAACCUACGCCAUCUUCUUACAACUGUAAAAGUGCGUGCCAUGGUGUUCUUAACCUUGUGCAACAAGCCAUAUAAUUGUGUCAACACGACGGGUAACAUUCGACUGUUGACUUAUGCCAGCACCGUGUUAAAGGUGACUGAUGCGCAAUGAUGUAUGUGUACAUAAAAACGUUACAAUAAAUAACUAUCCCUAUG
Messenger RNA from Salmo salar (Atlantic salmon), 2666 nucleotides. RefSeq names its product serine/threonine-protein kinase Sgk2. Gene Ontology annotation, biological process: protein phosphorylation. NCBI's taxonomy places the organism in Eukaryota, Metazoa, Chordata, Actinopteri, Salmoniformes, Salmonidae. Gene Ontology annotation, molecular function: ATP binding; protein serine/threonine kinase activity. The record is from RefSeq and is a predicted model, not a curated record.